UCAGUCUGCGCUGAGCGCACGUUUGGUCGUUGCGCUCAGGGCACCAGUUACCUUGUCACAGCAAUGAGUUGCGCGGGGGCGGCGGCGGUUCGCUCCCUGUGGCGGCUGCGCACGGGCGCCCUGCGGCCUCUCCCAGCUUAUGGAAGAAGAAUCAGUGUCAGAUUUUACAGUUCAGGAAUGACCUUAGACAAUAUCAAUUGGGCAGCUGUCGAUCGAAUAAUCCGGGUGGAUCAUGCAGGUGAAUAUGGAGCGAACCGAAUCUACGCAGGGCAGAUGGCCGUCCUGGGUCGGACAAGUGUCGGGCCAGUCAUUCAGAAAAUGUGGGAUCAAGAAAAGGACCACUUGAAAAAGUUCAACGAGUUGAUGGUUGCAUUUAGGGUGCGGCCCACCAUUCUGAUGCCCUUCUGGAACGUGGUGGGGUUUGCACUGGGUGCGGGAACCGCCCUGCUUGGGAAGGAGGGAGCAAUGGCCUGUACUGUGGCUGUGGAAGAGUCUAUAGCACAUCACUACAACAACCAGAUCAGGACGUUGAUGGAGGAGGAUCCUGAAAAAUAUGAGGAACUUCUUCAGGUGAUAAGGAAAUUUCGGGAUGAAGAGCUCGAGCACCAUGACAUAGGCCUUGAACAUGACGCACAGCUGGCUCCAGCAUAUGCUGUUUUGAAGAGCGUUAUCCAGGCCGGAUGCCGCGUGGCAAUAUAUUUAUCAGAAAGGUUUUAAACCCAGCUUUCUCAUCUUCAAAUAUCCACCUGCCAGCCGGUCCCCUCCAUUUGGAAGUCAGAGAGAAUCUCAAGUUCCACGUGCCCCAAGCAGAACUCCUUGACCCCCACCCCACUAUCCUGACGCCCCAGUGGCCUUCCUUAUCACAGUUAAUAGCCGCUCCAUCCUUCUGGUCCUCAGGCCAAAAAUCUCUGGAGUCACCUUUGACACCUGCUUUUAUCACACCCCCAUCCAGUCAGUCAGGACAUCCUGCAGACUCUACCAAAUCCUUUUUGCUGCCUCAGCUGCUGCCACUCAGGGCCCAACCACCCUCAUCUCAGCUGGGUUAUUUCAGAAGCCUCCUAACUAUUCUUCCUACCCUGCCUGGCCUCCCACAAUCCAUUCUCAACCCAGCAGUCAGAGUGAUCCUUUGAACCAGAAGCCAGACCUUGUUACUGUUGCUCAGCUCAGAACCCCCCCCCCCCCCCCCCCCGCCCAAGUGGUUUAUCCCACUUUCCUCAGCACAAAAGUCAAAGUCCCUAAAAUGGUCUCUAAGAACCCGCAUGAUCUGGUCCUCUGACCACUUCCUCCUUCCUCAGUCUGCUCCGGCCACACUGGCCUCCUUGCCAUUUCUCAAAAUACCAGGCACCAUCUUGUCCUAGGGCAUUUGCAGUGGCUUCUCUUUCUGCCUGCAAUGCUCCUUCCUGUAUAUCUGCAUGGCCAGAUCCCUCACCAGCUCUUGGAUUUUUGCUCGAUGUCACCUUUUAACCAGCUGAGCCACCCAGGUGCCCUACUGAUGUCACCUUUUAAAGGAGGCCCUCCCUGACCACCUUUUCCAGAACUGCAAACCCCACCCUACUGCUUGCCUCAUCCCACUUGCUCAGCUCUUGCAGUUUUUCCCCACAACACUUACCGCCUUCUGACAUAUUACAUGAUGUAUUUAGUUAUUUAUUUUUGUCUGUUUCUCCCUGCAAGAGUGUAAGCUCUCUGUAGGGUAGGGCAGGAAUCUUUGUUUUAAUCACUGACCCAUAAUAGGUGAUCACUAGAUAGUCUUCAGUGGGAUUGAAUGAAGAAAUAGCUCUCCUUUGUUAGAAGUCAUUUUCACAUAACCAGUAAUGUAAGAAUUCAAGACUAUAUGCUUCGCAGCAAAAUUCAGUAUAGAUUUAUUGAAAAGAAGCUACUGGGCCAGGCUGGGCUCCUGGGUUCUGGGUCCAUACCAUAUGAUUUGCUAUAAAACUCCAAAUCUUCCAGCCAAAAGGAAAAAAAAAAAAAGACGCUACCAAGA
Molecule: messenger RNA, 1981 nt
Organism: Leopardus geoffroyi (Geoffroy's cat)
Lineage: Eukaryota; Metazoa; Chordata; Mammalia; Carnivora; Felidae
Gene: COQ7
Product: coenzyme Q7, hydroxylase
Exons: 7
Coding region: 64-717 (217 amino acids)
Biological process (GO): ubiquinone biosynthetic process; regulation of reactive oxygen species metabolic process; regulation of gene expression
Cellular component (GO): nucleus; mitochondrial inner membrane
Molecular function (GO): 3-demethoxyubiquinol 3-hydroxylase activity
Source: RefSeq, a predicted model, not a curated record